Molecule: messenger RNA, 5902 nt
Organism: Coregonus sp. 'balchen'
Lineage: Eukaryota; Metazoa; Chordata; Actinopteri; Salmoniformes; Salmonidae
Source: the annotation of a GenBank genome assembly
AUGAGUGAAGACACUGAUGGACUGGCAGAGCUGGCAGAGCUGGACUCUGAGCACAAUGUAGAGCUGGCUGACAUGGUGGCCGCCAUGAACGUGGCAUCCAACCGGAUGACCCCUCCCAACGGCCACCGAAGGCCCCCUGCACCAGCGCGCCGGAAGCUGUCAUUGUCAGACAGGAAGCUAUCAUUGCAGGAGCGAUCGACCCAGCCGCGAGAGGCCCGACAGCCCACCAUCGAGUCCAAGCGGGUGUCCAUCUCAGAUUCCCAGGUCAGAGGUCAGGGCUGUGUCCCAAAUGGAGGUCAGGGCUGUGUCCCAAAUGGCACCCUAUUCCUUAUAUAGUGUACUACUUUUGACAAGGGCCCAUAGGGGAAUAGGGUGCCAUUCGGGACGCAGUAUAUGGAGGAUAGGGUGCCAUUUAGGACCCAUCCAUGAAGUCUCAAAAGAAAUAGGCAUGAGUCCUAAAUAAUGUGUAGUCAAUGUGCAAUAUCCCACCACCAAAUACCCUUCACUUUGUCUCACCCUAGGAUUGUAUCCAGCUCAAUCAAUACAAGUUGAAGGAUGAGAUUGGAAAGGCAAGAAAAGUUAGAAUACAAAACGUUAUAUCAAAACUAGAUGCUGAAUUUGUCUGACAAGAGAAACAAUUAUUUCAUAAAGCAUUCUUGCGCAAUAAUUUAAAACGAUUCUGUCAGACUUCCUUCUUUUUCUAUUCUAGGGCUCAUAUGGGGUGGUGAGAUUAGCUUACAAUGAAGAUGAUGAACAAUACUAUGUAAGAAUCUCUUCAGCUCUGCACAUUCCGUUCUUUAUCAUCUCCUUUGUGGGAGCAGAGAAAUGUACAGUUCCUCUACUCUCUGUUUUGGCCUUAUUGACUCUUAUACCAUAGGAGCAAACUGAUCAUAUCUUUCCUUGCAUAGGCAAUGAAAGUUUUUUCCAAAAAGAAGCUGAUGAAGAUGUGUGGAUUUCCUCGUAGGUGAAAUUUUUCCUUUUAUGUCUUUAGUAUGUGCUAUAGUACCGGUAUGAACAUGAACUGGUGAUGAUCACCACUAUAUAUAAUGGCGGUUGGUUAUAGGACGUCCCCCUCCUCGAGGAGCCAGCACAGAACAGGGACUGCCACCCAAACCCCUGGGGCCACUGGAGAGAGUCUACCAAGAGAUCGCCAUCCUGAAGAAACUAGAUCACCUUAACAUUGUCCAUCUGGUGGAGGUGAACACAUUGACAUACAUAAGUGGAAGAUUUAAAAGGUUCUACUAUUACUACUUAUUAAUUUCAGAGAUUUACACUUUCCAAUUGUAGGUUCUUGAUGAUCCUGCUGAAGACAAUCUCCACAUGGGUAAGUAUGCAUUCAUCAUGUCAGUGCACUGAAUGGUGAUAUAAGGUGUUAUGUGGUAAAUGUAUGUUUUCUGCGGUAUCUCCUUGUACUAGGUCCAUAGUUUGUACAUUAUAAUACAGUCUAUCCAGUUUGUUUAUUACAUAAAAACUAAUGUGAGCUCUGACUAGUCAUUUCAUUUUCUGUUUGUUUAUUUUCUAGCCUUUGAGUUAAUGCCAAAAGGGUAAGUUUUACCCCUUUCUGAAAUGUACUGUAUUGCAUUACAUUAAAACACUGGUCCUUUGUAGCUCAGUUGGUAUAGUAUGGCGCUUGUAACGCCAGGGUAGUGGGUUUGAUUCCCGGGACCACCCAUAUCUAAAAUGUAAGCACGCAUGACUGUAAAUCACUUUGAUAAAAGCAUCUGCUAAAUGGCUUAUAUUAUUAUUAUUAUUAUUAUUAUUAUUAUUAUUAUUAUUAUUAUUAUUAUAUUAUUAUACUGUAUAUAACACUGAAAUGAUGAAUUUGGUUAUUUAUAUAUAACUCCACCAGUUAUUGAAUUUGGUGAAUAUAAGGUAUCAAUUCUUAAGGGUAUAUAAGAUACCAAUGACAAGGUUCAGGUAUUGUUAGUGGUAGGAAGACCACUGUUUGGAAGAUUAUGGUGGUGAUGCUUACUUACCUUUGCCACUUUGUUGCUGAUCCUGGGCCCUAGCCCAGUGAUGGAGGUGCCCUCAGACACUCCCUUCACAGAGGAACAAUCCCGCUUCUACUUCAGAGACAUCAUCCUGGGGAUUGAAUACUGUGAGUCCUCCACCUGGAUUACGUCCCAAAUGGCACCCUAUUCCCUAUAUACAGUAGUGCACUACAUUUGACCAUGGCCCAUAGGGCUCAGGUCAAAAGUAGUGCACUACUAUAUAUAGGGAAUAGGGUGCCAUUUGGGACUUAGGGCCUACUAGCCUUCUGCUCAGAGACCUGCAGCAUACUGCUAACCCUGCUCACGCUUUAGCAAAACAUUGUUUUGAAAGUCACUAGUCAGAUAUGUUCUGAAAAGACAGGAUCAGUUGGUGCUUUGACAGCUGAAUAUCAAGACCUAAAUCACUCGGUCUGCUGUUUAUAUACUUAUAAAAGUUGAUCUAAAAAAAAGAGCUAAUCAGUGUCUCCUGUCCUUUUCCCCUGGUCCCAUUCUCUCUUCCUCCCUCUCAGUGCACUACCAGAAGAUCAUCCACAGAGACAUCAAGCCUUCCAACCUGUUGCUGGGAGACAAUGGGCAUGUGAAGAUUGCAGACUUUGGUGUCAGUAACCAGUUUGAGGGGAGUGAUGCUCUCCUGUCCAGCUCAGCAGGGACUCCAGCCUUCAUGGCCCCAGAGAUGAUGACUGACCAUGAACAGAGCUUUACUGGCAAGGUUAGACACUAAUCGCUAAUUUAUCUAAUCAGAUCAUUCAUCUUUGAUUAUAUCCUAGAAAUAAUAUUUACCCCAUGAACAUUUAUUGCAUUGACUGGUAUCAAAAAUACUUAGAAAUUGACCUGGUAUCAAACGUCAACAUUUUAUUGUACUGUAAAAUAUACAGCAAGCUCUCUUUGUAAAGUAAUGGUCAAUGUUCAUGAUUGUUAGGCCUUGGAUGUGUGGGCCAUGGGAGUCACCCUGUACUGCUUUGUCUAUGGGAAGGUAGGUUCUGUUAUUAUCAUAAUGUACAGUAUUCUGCCAUGGAUAAUUUUGGCCCACUGGUUUCUCAUCUGAUUUACUGUGUCCAUUAUACUGAUGACUACAAAUAUUGUUUGCUCUACCGUUGCAUCUCACAUAAUAAUGCUUCUAAAAUCAAUAAAUGUAAUGGUUUAUGUGGGAAACAGACAGCAUGUGUAUGCAUGUAGCCCAUCUUUUUAUAGCAGCAUUUUCAUGUUUUUUCUUCACUACCUUCCUAUCUCAGUGCCCUUUCAUCGAUGAAUACAUCAUCGGCCUGCACAAUAAGAUCAGGAAUAGUCCUGUGGAGUUCCCAGACACGUGAGUUCCACUAAGGGACACUAUUUACCAUGUAAAAGCAAUUUAGUCUGCACUCUAUGCACCACUCUAAAAUAUGGGUAGAACGUCACAUUAUAGCAUGUAAUCACUUGAUAAUACCAUAGUAAUAGUAUUGUUUUAACGUUCCUAGCCAUUCCCUGCUACUGUAGUUACUGUACUGUAGAUGGUUCUAUUCUAUUUGGUGGGUGGUCAUAUCAGUCCCUCUUUGGUACCACAGGCCUGAAGUAUUCGAGGAGUUGAAGGAGCUUAUUAUAAGGAUGCUGGAUAAAAAUCCUGAUACAAGGAUCACCAUUCCUGAAAUCAAGGUGAAAGGGGGCAGAGCUAGACCUUCAAUGGUGCCUUUAAAAAACAAAUCCUUCAUGAAACCAUCUUUGACACUUCAAAUUAAUUUUGUUACUGUCCUGGUAGAGCUGUCUCAUGUGUGUUGUGGGACUACUGUCCUCCUCCUGCUGUGUGUUGCCAGGAGCACCCGUGGGUGACGGAGGAUGGCACUGACCUUCUACCCCUGGAGGAGGAACACUGCACUGUGGUGGAGGUCACUGAGGAGGAGGUCCAGAACUCCAUCAAACUCAUCCCCAGUCUGUCUGCUGUGGUGAGUCAAUUCACUGGCGUCCUGUCCAGGGAACGUACAGCUCUUGUUCUGGCUUGGACAAGGCUUACUUACUAACAAAUAGGGUCAGGAGGUUCUGUGUCUUAACAAGGGAAAAAGUCUGGGACCUAUACCAGGAAAUACUUGAGGGCCCAGAGUUUUUCCAGGUCGAGACACAUGGUCAGGGAAAAAUGUUGUCAUAAGGCAUAUUGCUAGAGUGAAUAUGUGUCCCAAAUGGUACCCUAUUCCCAAUAUAGUGCACUACUUUUGACCAGGGCCUAUAGGGCUCUGGUCAAAAGUAGUGCACUAUAGAUAAUAGGUUGUCAUUUGAGAUGCACCCUGUGACACUCACUCUCCCCACGUUAGAUCCUGGUGAAGUCCAUGCUGAGGAAGAGGUCUUUUAGUAACCCCUUUGAGUGUCACAACAGGAAGGCAGAGAGGUCCAUGUCUGCUCCAGGAGGUCUCCUUGCGUAAGUCCCCUACAAAUCCUCCUUAUCUGCUUUCUUUAUCUGCCAAUUUUGGGAUUAGGAAACAAACAAAACAAAACAAAGUGACAGAAAUACAGAGUCGGUUAGCUAUAUAUGCUACUGUAAAUGGGAUUAACACAAAAGAAGCGUACAUAUAUUGGGACAGUGACACAUUUUCUGAUGUUUUGGCUCUAUGCUCCAGCAUUUUGGAUUUGAAAUGAUACAAUGACUAUGAGGUUAAAGUGCAGACUGUCAGCUUUAAUUUGAGGGUAUUUUCAUCCAUAUUGGGUGAACCGUUAUUGAGCCUACUAUUCCUAAUGUGAUGGGUAGUGCCUACAGCAGACCUAGGCUAUAGGCUAUAUCAGAUACAUUUCUUCUCCUUUCUUUGCACGGGAAAAAUGUGGCUUUUUAGAAACACAUUUCAUGCAAUUCUACACUUCAAAUGACUGGAGAUAUUAGCAGAAUCUUGUCCGCUGACACUGACAAACAGAUCAAUAAAAACGACGUUGAUCCAUCUAAUAUGCCUAUGAGAAGGGGAGACAAAUACAAUAUGACGUCCAUCUAUCCUGGAGGAGGAAAUUAUUGUCUUUCAAGUGGCACUGACCCAACAAUGAUAAAGAGUGAAUAUGCGCACUCACCGUUGACAUGGCCAAUGCUCUCCAGUGGCACCACUAAGAUAGGCUACACUGUUUGCUCAAUUAAGAUGAGAAUUUUGAUAACUAAAAGACAGAGUAUUUUCAUUGUCUUCUCUUUACAGCAAUAGCCAUUUGCUUUCCAAACUGUUUUCCUGCUAUUGUAUUUUGAAAUAUUGCGAUAUACCUGGAUGGGCCCUACUUUUCAUUGACAGUUGCAACUCAACAAUCAUAUAAUUUGGUAUUUGCCGCACGCGCUGCCCAAAUUGCGACUGUAGGCAUUGUGAUUUAAAACAAUUUUUAAUAAAAAAUAAAAAAGAAGCUAAUGAUCCUCUGUGGCCAAAUCAUGCUUUCUGGUGUAGUAGCCUAUUUUUAAUGAUUUCAUUUAUUUCUGUAUAGACAGGAGUAGGCUUAUUAGGCUAUAUAACUUUGGCAAUUCAAUUUACUUUAGUGGAAGCUGGACGCGCCAUCUAUGGUUAGACAACUAACUUGAUUGAUAGCCUGAAAUGGCUUCUUGGUAGCUAGUCAUGAGGUUGGGAGAUUGGGAACCUAUCUGGGUUAGCUAACGCCAACUUUGUAAGGUGGCUAGUAGUAUUACAGAGAAACAACAAAACAUUAAAAAAAAUAAUAUAAGGGAUUAUUAUUUUUAAACAGGACAAAUCUGAGGGGGCAUGUGCCCUUGUGCCCCCUAUGGGCAGGACAACUCUGACGCCACACACAACUGUCUUCUUCUCACACACUUACAGUUCAGCUCAGUCAACUACAUCAGGGCACACAACAGCUUUGAUGACAUUGCUAAGUGGUUUAUUAGACUGUGCCUUAACUAAAUAUGCUAAUAUUAAUUAGUCCAUCAUAAAUGUUCAGAUUUUUUGUCUACAGUAUCUAUCUCCAUCAUGUAA